Pangasianodon hypophthalmus (striped catfish) is the source of this 4449-nucleotide messenger RNA. It is a transcript of the gene xpr1b, whose product is annotated as xenotropic and polytropic retrovirus receptor 1b. Gene Ontology annotation, molecular function: inositol hexakisphosphate binding. Gene Ontology annotation, cellular component: cytoplasm; Golgi apparatus; plasma membrane. Bases 350 to 2440 code for a protein of 696 amino acids. The record is from RefSeq and is a predicted model, not a curated record. Gene Ontology annotation, biological process: cellular response to phosphate starvation; phosphate ion transport. The transcript is spliced from 15 exons. Lineage: Eukaryota; Metazoa; Chordata; Actinopteri; Siluriformes; Pangasiidae.
GGCCCGUGGCGGCUGCCGGGGCUUUUUUAGAACGGAAAACAUACAGGAAUUGUCAAUGUGCAGCGGCUCGCUGAUGGGAAGAGCUCCGGGGAAAUGAUUAGAUUCACUCCAGUUAAAGACGGUGACAUUCGUUUGAUUUUAAAAUAAAUUAAAUAGAAAAAGAUGUCGGAGUGUGGCGCGCGCCGUGCUGCGUGUUGUGCGGAGCGGGGACUGGGCUGUGGAAAGCGACCGUAGCGCUGCUUUUCUUCUUUUUCUUUUCUUUUUUUUUUUUUUUUUUUUUUUUUUUUAAUUAACCGCCGAUGAUUUCAGACAGCGACUUGCUGAAGGACAGCGUCGAUAAAUCGCAAGGAUGAAAUUUACCGAGCAUUUGGCGGCUCACAUCACUCCGGAGUGGAGGAAACAGUACAUCCAGUAUGAGGCUUUUAAGGAGAUGCUGUACUCCGCCCAGGACCAGGCUCCAUCGAUUGAGGUCACAGACGAAGACACGGUUAAGAGAUACUACGCCAAGUUCGAGGAGAAGUUCUUCCAAACAUGCGAGAAGGAGCUGGCCAAAAUCAACACGUUUUAUUCAGAGAAACUGGCCGAGGCUCAGCGGCGCUUCGCCACGUUGCAGAACGAGCUGCAGUCGUCUCUGGACGCCCAGCGCGAAAGCAGCCGAGCCCCGGGCCUGCGGCCUCGCCGCCGUGCCGUCUUCCACCUGUCCCAGCAGGAGCGCUGCAAACACCGCAACAUCAAGGACCUGCAGCUGGCCUUCAGCGAGUUCUACCUCAGCCUCAUCCUGCUGCAGAACUACCAGAACCUGAACUUCACCGGUUUCCGGAAGAUUCUGAAGAAGCAUGAUAAGAUCUUUGAGACGGCGCGAGGGGCCGACUGGCGGGUCGCUCACGUCGAGGUGGCGCCCUUCUACACCUGCAAGAAGAUCACUCAGCUCAUUUCUGAGACAGAGACUCUGGUUACCACUGAACUGGAAGGCGGCGACAGACAGAAAGCCAUGAAAAGGCUUCGAGUGCCUCCUUUAGGUGCAGCACAGCCUGCGCCGGCGUGGACCACUUUCAGAGUCGGACUUUACUGUGGAGUCUUUAUUGUAUUAAUGGUCACCAUCAGCAUCACAGCGAUAGCAAAAGUGCUGCAAUUGUCAGAAACCCUCCCAAAGAACGUGUGGCCGCUGGUGCGGAUCUACCGGGGCGGCUUCCUGCUCAUCGAGUUCCUCUUCCUGUUGGGCAUCAACACGUACGGCUGGAGGCAGGCGGGCGUCAAUCACGUGCUCAUCUUUGAGCUGAACCCUCGCAACAACCUCUCGCACCAGCACCUGUUUGAGAUCGCAGGCUUUCUCGGCAUGCUGUGGUGUGUCAGCAUUUUGUCCUGCCUCUUCUCCGAUUCCUUAAAGAUCCCAAUUCAAGCCUGUCCUCUGGCACUGUACGGCUUCUUCCUGCUUUUCCUCAUCAACCCCUUCAAGACAUGCUACUACAAAUCCCGCUUCUGGCUCCUCAAGCUGCUGUUCCGAGUGGUCACCGCUCCGUUCCACAGAGUGGGCUUUGCUGAUUUCUGGCUGGCUGAUCAGCUCAACUCGCUGGCCGUCGUCCUCAUGGACCUGGAGUACCUGAUCUGCUUCUACAGCGUGGAGCUGAACUGGCUGAAGUCCUACGAUAACCUCGAGAUUAAUAGCGGUACGUGCAACACGUAUUCGUACGGCGUGCGAGCCGUCAUCCAGUGUCUGCCAGCCUGGUUCCGCUUCGUGCAGUGCCUGAGGCGUUACAGAGACACGAAGCGUGCCUUCCCUCACUUAGUUAACGCUGGCAAAUACUCAACCACCUUCUUCGUGGUGACUUUUGCGGCACUCUACAAGACCCACAAAGCCGACAACCAUUCAGACACGGACAUUUUCUUCUACCUGCUGAUCGCCUGCUCAAUAAUCAACUCCUGUUACACACUCAUCUGGGACCUGAAGAUGGACUGGGGUCUGUUCGACCGCAACGCUGGGGAGAACACGCUUCUCCGCGAGGAGAUCGUCUACCCACAGAAAGCUUACUAUUAUUGUGCCAUAUUAGAAGACGUGAUCUUGCGCUUUGCCUGGACCAUUCCUCUCUCACUUGGGGUACUGACUUCAUACCCCUUUAUUACCGACAUUUUGGCCACUGUUCUCGCGCCGCUGGAGGUCUUCAGACGCUUUGUGUGGAACUUUUUCCGUCUGGAGAACGAGCAUCUGAACAACUGCGGCGAGUUCCGAGCGGUGCGGGACAUCUCGGUGGCUCCGCUCAACGCCGACGACCAGACGCUGCUGGAGCAGAUGAUGGACCAGGAGGACGGCGUCAGGAACCGGCAGGGCAAGAAGAGCUGGAAGAGGAGCUACAGCAUGUCGCUGAGACGACCUCGCCUCGCCUCACAAUCAAAAAUGCGAGACACCAAAGUCCUGAUCGAGGACACGGACGACGACACCUGACCUUCGCCCUCGUCAGGAGCUCCCUCAUACCCGUGAAAUGGACCACGGUCCCGUCAGGGGCCUUAAGCCUUUUGAAGGCUCUCCAAUCAGUCCAUCACAAAGCUGCCUGUCUAUAUACACACCCACACACCCACACACACACACACACACACACACACACACACACGGUCUCAGAGAUGAAACCAAACCUGACACUUGACACACAAACCCAAUUUCCUCACUAGCACAGGAUCAGCCACUCGAUUAGUUACUGUAUUCUUCUCAAUUUCAUCGUUAUUGCCUUGAUUCUUUUCAAAGCUCUGUUAUAAAGAAAAAAAAAAGUUUAAAAAAAAAAAAAAACUGUCUAAACUUGUAAGUAUAUUCACGUACAACAGGGAUCAAAGCGUGAUAAUCAAAAAUAAGACUCUCCAGAAAUGGACAAUAUUAAGACUCGGUGUGGUUAAACACCACACCUCUGUGUAUGUAGUGUUCAUGUAGCAGUCCCUUUAGAUGUGUUAGCCAUCAUCUGUGGAUACUUCCUUUUUUUUCUUUUUUUUUUUUUUUUUUUUUUUAAUUUUUUAAGAAUGUACAUUACAUUGUUAUUUAUGUGAAGGAAAGCUGCCUUGGUCAAUUCAUUGUAAGUAGUGUUUUAAAGAUGAAAAGGUGAAGUUGGGACAUGACAUCUGCCCCAAAAAUGGACCUUGAUUGGUAGAUGUGCUUCGAAACCCUCAGGUGGCUUUGAUCGGAUUAUAAUUAAACACACCACUAGUGCAGGUGCGACAAAAAAAAAACAAAAAAAAAAAACAACCCACUGAACUACUACUUGGCUAGCUAGCCUACAUGUGACAUUCGCGUACUUUUUGUUGUCAUUUGUGAUUUUUUUUUUUUUUUUUUUUUUUUUUUUUUUAAAAGCAUGAUGCCAAUGCAAUCUGAACCAGUGCUGCUUCGUUAGAACCUGCGGGAGUUUCCAUCCCGCAGGGUUUUUAGCUAUAUGGCUCAUUCAAGAGCACGCCAAAUGGAACAUUCCACGAGAGCUUUGUCGUGAUUCGAGCAGGGAAUUAAGGCCUGGACUUUAAAUGAGCAGGUCUGCAUUAGCAAAAUGAUAAGCUGUAACGUGUUUUUCUUCUCCUUUUAGCAUCACUAGAAACCCAUCAUCUUCGUCUUCUUCUUCUUCUUCUUGAACUAGAACCUACACUGAACAUGAGCAUAUAUUUAUUUUGUAAAGCUAUCCAUCACAUUCCAGUGUGCGUGCAUUCCACAUGAGCUGAGCUCUGUCCACUUCCUUUUUUUUUUUCUCUCUUCUUUCUUUUUUUUUUUUAAAUGGAUGUCUUCCAGAGUUACAGCUAGUCCGUAAAUGCCACCUAAGGGUUUUUUUUUUUUUAAUACAAAACCAGGAAAAGUACCUGUGUUUAGUGGUCUUGUCUUGUUUGAAGAGAUUAUGGACUUUCUUUUGUUCCACUGCGAUCCAAAGCUCGGGAAAUGUCUCCAGCGCCUGUAAUAAUUGAGGAUUGUAAAGUGGCGUGCCUCAGGGCUCUGUCCUGGGUCCAGUUAAAAUGGACUGUUACAUUCCAGGAGCAACAGGAAAGGCGUAAGGUUCCCACUCCAGGGUGUUAUUGUUGUUAUUACCAUUGUGGUGCGCAGGAGCCAGGCUGCUCUUGCCCGUCAUAAACUUAGAUUCACUUCAGUGCAUCUGCAAUAAUCGGAAAGGCUCCUCUUCAAGAUAUCAUGUUGUGUCCUACUGUCCCAAGUAAAUGCUUGGACCAAAAAAAAAAAGGUUAAUUUGAAGGUUGUUUUUUUUUGUUGUUGUUGUUGUUCCUUCCUUAUUUGCUAGUCACUGCUCGUAUUUUGACUCUGACUGCCGUUACUUCUGUUCAGUCUUGUGCAUAUUGGUCACUUUAUAAUUUUCCUCCUUUUUGUUUUAUUUAAAAAGAAGAAGAAAAUUUGCAAUAUGCAUAGUGUAUUUUAACACCAUUCCAUUUACGAGUGGUGCUAGUUAACUGAAAAAUAAAACAAUGUUAAUGAUAAAACAA